Phragmites australis (common reed) is the source of this 2412-nucleotide messenger RNA. RefSeq names its product putative clathrin assembly protein At5g57200. Lineage: Eukaryota; Viridiplantae; Streptophyta; Magnoliopsida; Poales; Poaceae. The record is from RefSeq and is a predicted model, not a curated record. The coding region runs from base 534 to 2195 and encodes 553 amino acids. The transcript is spliced from 14 exons. Gene Ontology annotation, biological process: vesicle budding from membrane; clathrin-dependent endocytosis; clathrin coat assembly. Gene Ontology annotation, molecular function: phosphatidylinositol-4,5-bisphosphate binding; SNARE binding; 1-phosphatidylinositol binding. Gene Ontology annotation, cellular component: clathrin-coated vesicle; clathrin-coated pit.
CUAUGCGACCUCUAUUCAGAAUUCAGACUGCCGACUCCAUCUGUUGGAGUUGUUGCUUCAAACAGUAACACAUAACAGCUGGGGUGGCCUGCGCAAAAUUCCAAUGGGUCCUGAGAUGCAUGUGUCAUCUUGGAUUCCUUGCGAGUGAAUCGAAAAUUGAGAGCAAGACGGCCGUUUGCCAAAGGCGGCACUCGGUUGGACGAGAGUGAACCCCAUUUGGGGCUUGCUGAGCGGCAACCAGAGAAGAACACGUCAAAAAGAUCGCGUCUUUCAGCUGCGCCCGGUCGCCGGCAGGCAGGGCAGGGCAGGGCCCCCGUCGUUUUGAUUGAUUCGGCAAGGCUCGCGAUGCAUCGAACAGCUGCGCACGUCGCGCCAUUCCGAAUUCUAAUUUUAAAAGGAGAAUCUGGCCACUCGCGAGCCACGACUCACGUCGACGGCGACGACUUGGCGCGCGAACCAGCAACAGCGGAGAGAGAACGAGCCGGCCGGUGCGUCUGUUGGCUGCGCCGCCGGUGACCCGCCGGGCGGCGGUGAUGGGCACGGCGUCGGUGCACAAGAGCUGGCGCAAGGCGUGCGGCGCCAUCAAGGACUCCGCCACCGUCGGGCUCGCCAAGGUGAACAGCGGCGGCCGCGAGCGCAAGGACCUUGAUGUCGCGGUGGUCAAGGCCACCACCCACGUCGAGCGACCGCCCAAGGAGCGACACCUCGCCGCGAUCUUCGCCGCCACGUCCUCCUCCCGCCCGCUCGCCGACGUCUCCUACUGCGUCCACGCGCUCGCCAGGCGCCUAUCCAAGACGCACAACUGGGUGGUUGCUCUGAAGACGCUGAUAGUGAUCCACCUGACGCUGCGCGACGGCGACGCCGCGUUCAGGGAGGAGCUGCUCAGCUACCGGCGCAACGGCCACGCUCUGCAGAUGUCCAACUUCAAGGACGACUCCAGCCCACUAGCAUGGGACUGCUCCGCGUGGGUGCGCACGUACGCGCUGUAUCUCGAGGAGCGGCUUGAAUGUUUCAGAGUUCUGAGAUAUGAUAUUGAGUCAGAGCGGUUGAGACCUGCAGAGGGAAACCCCAAGGGUCAAAGUAGAACAAGGAGCUUAGGUAAGGAUGAUCUCUUAGAUCAGUUGCCUGCAUUGCAGCAGCUGCUCUUCCGGCUUGUAGGCUGCCAGCCAGAAGGAGCAGCUUUUGGAAACUACCUCAUACAGUAUGCCUUGGCCCUGGUGUUGAAGGAAAGCUUCAAGAUUUACUGUGCAGUCAAUGAUGGGAUCAUUAACGUAGUGGAUGUGUUUUUUGAUAUGACAAAACUAGAUGCGAUCAAAGCUCUGGACAUCUAUAGAAGAACAGGAAAUCUGGCAAAAUGUCUUUCUGACUUCUACAAGCUCUGCAGAGGUUUGGAACUAGCAAGGAACUUCCAGUUUCCAGUUCUGAGAGAGCCACCAUCAGCGUUUCUAGGAACAAUGGAAGAGUACAUCAGAGAAGCCCCUAGAACUGCUCCUGUGCCAAAUAAGGCCAUAGAAUAUCGGCAGCUAGAUUUCGUUCCUUACCAGGAAGAAGAACAAUCCCCUCAACCGAUGCUCGAGGCGUUUGAAGAACCUGUUGCGGAGGAAGUUCUUCCUGAGCCUGAAGAAGAGCCUCAGUUUGCAUCUGAGGAUGAUGAUGAGCCUGAAAUUCCUAUAACUGCCGAUUUACUGGGCCUACAUGAAGUGAUCCCUGCUGCUGCUGAACUUGAAGAGAGCAAUGCGCUGGCUCUGGCCAUAGUACCACCAGGUGGUUCCAACACAUCUGCAAUCGGCUUCAGUGAGAUAACAGGAUCAUCAGGUUGGGAGCUAGCUUUGGUCACAGCACAGCCCAGCAGCAGCAGCAAUCAACUGACACAGAACAAAUUGAUCGGGGGCUUCGACAAGCUGCUGCUUGAUAGCUUGUACGAGGAUGCCGCAAGGAGGAAGCAGGCAACCACAGAUGCCUAUGGAAAUGGGCACAUCUCUCACCAGAACGAUCCGUUCGCCAUGUCCAACGGUGUCGCGCCACCGACCAGUGUGCAGAUGUCGAUGAUGGCGCAGCAACAAGCAUUGUUAGGAAUGCCACAGCAAUUUCAGGCUCAGUAUUGUGCUGCUUCUCAGUUCAAUCCUUUUGGUGAUGAGUACUCUGCGUUGUCAUCCCAGGGUGCCCCUCUCCAUGGAAGCAGCAGCUUGAUCUGACGUGAUCUCAGUACAAGUAGCACAGCUCAGACGUGAUAAUCUGAUAAUUUCUUUUGAAAUGAUCCAGUUCUUUUUUUUCUAGAUGUUUGCACAUCAUCAUGCUUCAGCUGUGUGCUGGUUAGAGCUCUAUGAACUGCAUUCUUUUUGUUUUGUUUGCCCAGUAGUUAACUAUGACUCUGGAUGGUUGAAAAUUGAAAUGCAUCUGUGUUUCUCAUGA